Messenger RNA from Trichobilharzia szidati, 4014 nucleotides. NCBI's taxonomy places the organism in Eukaryota, Metazoa, Platyhelminthes, Trematoda, Strigeidida, Schistosomatidae. The record is from the annotation of a GenBank genome assembly.
AAUAAAUUGUAUCACUUUGUUCAUCAUCUCUGCUAUCUGUUAUCUGAUUGGUCAGUUUAUCCAACCAAUAGAAUAUUCCUAACAUGUAAUAAAGAGAAAUGAGGAUAAAUAUUUUUAUAAUAAUAAUAAUUAUUAUUAUUAUAAUUCACCGCAUAACAACAACAACAUGAUGGAGUACAAAUUGUAAAAAAAAAGAAAAAGAAUUGCCACUAGCCAACCAAUUUAAUUAUUACAUACCAAUAACUACAAACUAAAAUGAAGACAUUCAGGAAGUACACUGAAAUGCCCGCAAAUAAUCAAUGCGCUCAAAAUUUCGACCUUGGUUGUGAGUUACACAUGAAUCCAACUAACCAGCAAUCCCAUGUAAAUAUAAUGAAUUUAAAUCUAUCCAAUUCUGAGGUUAAAUCCUCUUCGCAUGCUAUAUGCAGUGUAUCACCUUUAUUUGACACUAGUGUAAAUCAGAUCUUGACAUUGGAUGCUGACUGUUAUAAAAACACUGCUGCAUAUCCUGGCAUACCUAGUUGUCCUGAAACUCCACUGGUUUCAGAAGCACAAGGAUUAUUUAAUACCUUACACAGAGUUGGUUAUACACAUCCGCGUAUACGUACAAACUGCCAUUCACAAGCUGGUACAAAUCGUUCGCAUACAAGUGAUAAACUCUUAACGUCAUCAUCAACAACAGGUAGAUUACAGAAUAAGUCAUUGCCAUUCCUACAGACAGUACCACAUUUUAUCUAUAUAAGUAAUCCUAAUAAUCAGUUGACGAAUCAUUCAAAAGAUACAUGUUUACCAAAAAAUCUUUCCACUGAUGAACCGAUAGAACACGUGAAAGUUAUCAAUCAAAAGUGUGAACAUAUUUUAGAGAAUAGUCAUAUUGUCUGUCAAAAUCUCUGCGCUCACUCACCUUCUUCUCCCAUGUGUGAGUGUAAUAAGCGAAGGCAAGAAGACUGUGAUAUCAGCGAUAUCUUAUUCAAUGGUCGUCAUUCAACAACAUAUUAUCCAAACAGUCAAUAUCAGUGUCCUGCACAUUCACAGUUACAUACGGCGCAAGAGUAUUCAUUGAAAGAAUAUCUUCCGGAGCAGGGAGUUAAGCUCAAGUGUGAUUCACUUGCUUCAUCUUCAGCAAACUAUGAAUCUGGUGAAAGGUUGGCUAGCGGAUUUUCGAAUUCAGUGAAAUAUAUGAAAUGUUGUCAUAGGUUAACAAUGACACUUGUUUGCCUGCUAAUCUUUGCUUGUCUGUGUUAUCGAAUUAUUGACUAUUUUAAUCGAUAUGAAGCAAUGAAGUCGCUGUUUGUAUAUAAUAAAUUCAGUCUACCACCUGAAGAAUUCACGGAUACGCAUAAUCAUAGUGAUGCAUUCAAGUCAAUGGCGAAGUCGUUUACAGAAGAAAAGAAGUCAUCAGAUUGGUUUACAAUAACAUUGUGCAAUUUAAAUCCUAUACGCGGUAGCGCAUUAUUCACUGUACAGAACGGUUCACAAAUCUAUGAUAUGAUAUCAAAAGAUCGUCAAAAUGAAAUGGACUCCAGUGUCAAUAUUAUAAGACAGACUGGUGGAAAUAAUCGUGUACCAAUAGAAAUACUCAAGCAGACAGGGCACAAAUUGAAUGAAAUGUUGAAAUAUUGCUAUACUGGAACUGAACGGUGUACAUUCCAUAACUUUACUUCUGUUCUCACAAUUUAUGGACAGUGUUAUCGUAUGAAACUUAAACGAACAGUACACGAAGUCAGCUUUAUGCUGGAUUCACAAGACUACGAUUACAUAAUACCUCAUAAUGGAUUGAUUGGCUUCCGUUUAUGGAUACAUUCCAGUGAACAACAAGCCCAUAAUAUGCUCGAUGUGAAAGAGAAUCUCUGGAGAGGGAAUGGAGGGAAUGAAAGUCAGUUAUAUCAACGAACAGGGAUCGAGUCGAAUGAAAUUAUUGUCAGUACAGAAUUUCAAACUGUUAUCCGUGUAGCAUUAGAUAUGAAUGUUCGUUUUAGGCAAAACAGUUUGAAAAGAACGUUGUGUUCACCAAUGAUACAAUCUUCAGACUGUGAAUAUGAUAGUGAUGAAACAUCACGCAAAGAAGACUCUUUCUGGCUAUCCAAUGAUAAUUAUCACCGUUUUUGGAAUGCACGAAUUAUUUCUGCUACACAAUCUUCAAAAGCAACAAUAAUGUACAGUUUAUUAGCACUUCGUCACCCUAAUCUAUUUAUGCGAAAUAAAAUUGAUCUGGAACGUGGACUGAGGAUACAACAACGUGCUUACGUCCAACUGGCUAAUGAAACUGCAUUCAAUGAACUACGAAAUCUUGUUUCAAGUUAUGAAGAAUUACGAAAUCAACUGGGUAGCAUUAAACAAUUAUUACGUGAAAUAGAGAUUGGAUUUUGGAGAGAUCAAAGAGAGGCUUUACAGAUGACGCAUACAGAUGCAACUUGUUCAAAGAUGGUCAUCAAAUAUUUCGAAACUCUCAUCAAUAUUACACAAACAUUUCAAGAUGAUUUGUGUAGGCUAUCGCUAGUUGAAGCUUUUUAUACCACUAGUUCCUUUCAUUGUCCAAAUUACAAUCAUUCCAUGCAUUCUCCAAUCAUAAAAGAGUAUCCUUCACAGUUGAAUAUGACCAAAGCAUAUCCCUUCCCUUCGCCGCAUACACAUUUAUCUUCACUGCUCAAAGCCAAUUCUCCCCAGACAAGCAAUAUUACUCCACCUCUUUAUGAUCAUCAAAUCAACAAUGGGGAUAAAAGCUUUUAUGAAAUAAUAAAAAAUCCCGCCCUAAUUGAACUACAAGUUGUUGAAUUAUUUUUCUCUAAUGCCACAUACAACUCAAAACUAAAAGAUAUCUUGAGGAAGUAUUUGAAGCUGUUGUCAGCAAAACGUAUGCAAAUGACAACCAGAACAAAUAAUAAUCGAUUUGGAAUGACACUGGGAUCACAUUCCCCUCCUUCUGCAUCCUCGUCAUCAUCCUCUUCAUCCAGCAGCUCUUUAACCUCAUCGUCAUCAUCCUUACAAUCAUCUUCAACGUCUGCUGCCUCUUUGAUUUCAUCCUCACCUUCAGUAUCCUCUGCUGCAUCCGUUCAACAUUCACUUCAAUUCCUUGAAAGAGGAGGCUCUCAAGGAUUGACAAGUGAUGGUUCUAGUGAAUUUCUUUGUUCAUCACAGAUCCAAAUUCAUAUUGAUUCAAUAUACAAUCUGAAAUUAGAGAAAUUAGGUGAAAGUAUUGCUACGUGUAUUCAGAGAUUAGAGGUAUUUCAGACAAGUAUGAAUUUUAUUAUUCAAUGGAAUAAGCAUAUUAUAAAUACAUUUUCAAUCGAUUAUCAACAAUCACAAAGACUUGAUGCGACAAGUCUUGUCACGUUCACUGUACAAAUUGAAAGUACGAAUGCAGGUUUCAGUAUGACACAAUUCACACCAAUGAACAAAUUAUUCAGUCCUUUUGGUGAAAUCAUGGGAAUAUGCUUUGGCACACUGAGUCUACUUAUUCCACUCUACCUACUUGUGGAUUAUUUUUUCACUAUGAAAUGCAAAAAUUCAACGGAUACACAUAGUAAAUCUGUUGCAUAACAUGUAGAAAUAAAUCAGGAGCCCCCAAAUAUCUUCGCAGUUAGGAAGCUAAAUUCAACUUUCAUUCUACACCAAUGUCGUUCCAUCAACUGUUCAGCAGACCACUUCCACAUCCCAAGUUAAUCUGCUUCAAAGACUUACUUACUUGUCUUUCAUUGAAAAUUUAAAACACACCAGUUUGUCGUGGAGCAGAUGAACAAGAAUUCCAGUGAACAGACAUAUUUAACAAAGUACUCAUCUUGUACAUAUAGAAAGAUAUUAUCUUUCUACACAUUAUGCUGCUAUACAUAUAUAUAUUGAGUUAUUCCUACUUUUACUCAGUUCCACUUCCAUUUCUCUCUUUCUCAGUGAGAGUUAUUCCACUGUUUCACUUCUAUUAUGUACAUAAUUUCUAUUGAAAUUGUCUGUCUUUAUUACAUUUUUUUGAAAUCUUAUCAGAUUCUUUCUUGUUCAAAUUUCCUAUCGUUUAUUUAA